UCUGAACUCGUUCGCGAAUCACCGCUUCAAAUAAAAUCGCACCUGAUCCUCCGUUUUCGACGCGCGGUUUUCACGAUCAGUGUCAUUUCGGCGCAGUUUGCAGGACGUGCGGAAGUCCGUUUUGUUGUUAUUUUUGGUAAGAGUUUUGUCGGCGAUAUGGUAGUGAACGUUGUUAUUUGGUUAAAUUAGUGCCCGGUUUAUUGGACGUGUAUCCGAAACGGAAGCAUCGAAUUAUUCAUAAUCAGGCUCGAAUCAAAUGGGUGACAAAGUUUAAAUACUCAAAUACAUUAUUUAUUUCUUUCUUUUGAGAAUUUGUAAAAUCGUUUCAAGAUCUUUAGAUUUCAUGAUAAGAAAUUUUCACAACAAUUAUUAGUGAAAUUUAAUUAAUGAGAAUGUAAUAUGCAUAUUCAAUAAUUAUUUCUGUUGCAAAAAACUACAUAUAUUAUAAUAUGAUAUUUAUUGCAUUUAUUAUAAUAACAUUAUUGAAUGUUAAUCAUUACACAUUAUAUAAUUUUUGUUGCCUAUAAAUUAUUCUCAAUAUGAAUAUAUUCGAAUAAUCAUCAAAUCUAAAUUAUUCUUUUCUCGUGAGAAAUGAGAGAGAGAAGAGUAUUUCCUAGUAGAAAAUAAUUAAAAUUGCAUAAUUGUCAGACAGUUUGAAACCUUGACAAAGAUCAUGUGUGUUCAAUGCUGAGUUCUUGAACAAGGCCAAAAUGCUCCUGCAAAAUUUGUCGUUUUCGACCAUUCGAAUCAGUUUAUGUUCUGACCAAGCUGUUAACAAGAUAAAUUGCUUGUCUAAUAAGAAAAUUACCCUAAUGGAAGACACAGACAUUAAGUGAAUUAAUACACAAAUUUAUAAAUGUAUUGUAUAUCGAUUUGCUUCGUGUUAUUAUGCAGAUAACAAAUUAGUCAUCGUUCAAUAUUCCUUAAUUACAACAUACGUUUCCGUUUUAAUCAAUUUCCUCCGCUUCCAUUCAACUAAAGUCGCAAAAUCAAACCACAAUUAUGUAACUACAAUUUUAUAGGACCAAGGAUUAAACUAAUUAAUCCGAUGAGGUUGAAGGUGUUGUAGCAAAACAGUGCGAAAAUGAUAAACAACCAGAUUAACAUUCUAAAGAAGAAAAUACCGAUUUUGCAAUGGUCUCAAGAAUACAACGUGGACAAAGCUCUUGCAGAUUUAGUGGCAGGAAUAACUGUGGGAUUAACGUUGAUUCCCCAGAGUCUAGCAUAUGCAGCUUUGGCUGGACUUGAACCGCAAUAUGGACUAUACUCCUCUCUGUGUGGAGGUUUGACCUACGUGGUGUUUGGUACUAUUCCAGAGUUAAACAUAGCACCAACAGCUCUUCUGUCCCUCCUCACUUACUCCUAUACCCAUCAUUUAAGCUUCAAUAACCAUGAGGGAGCAAUUUUAUUAACAUUUCUGGCUGGAACAUUCGAACUUCUCUGUGGUCUCCUCCAUUUAGGAUUUCUGGUGGAUUUCGUAUCUACACCAGUGGUGGCAGCUUUCACAUCAGCAGGCGCGAUCACAAUAGUUUCGUCACAAGUAAAAAAUUUGUUCGGCCUGAAGUUUUCCGCCGAAAGUUUCAUCGACGUUUGGAGAAAAGUUGGUGAACACAUAACAGAAUUGCAAAAAUACGACACUAUUUUAGGUUUGUCGUGUUGUGCCGUUCUUCUAUUUAUGAGAAAACUUAAAGAUUGGGGGGAUCCACCAUUGGAAGAUGCCCAGGUAAAACACAAAACAUCGAAGUUGAAGAAGAUCAUAUGGUUUUCGUCCGUGUCCCGAAAUGCUGUUGUUGUGAUAUUUUGUGCUACGAUGGCCUACAUUUUCGGCAUGUAUGAUAUGAAACCCUUCUCUUUGACCUCUGAGGCACCGGCUGGAUGGCCCAAUAUAUCUCUUCCCGCCUUCGAAGCCGUUGCGGGCAACAAAACGUUGAACUUCUUAGAUAUGGCCAAAGAACUAGGUUCAGGAAUCUUCGUGGUACCUUUUAUUGCAAUCUUAGGGAACGUUGCUAUCGCAAAAGCUUUUGCACAGGGUAAAAUUGUGGAUGCGUCUCAAGAAAUGACCGCAGUAGGUCUUUGUAACAUUUUCGGAUCAUUUUUCGGUUCGUUUCCGGUGAAUGCUUCUUUUACAAGAGCUGCAGUUAGUAGCGCCAGCGGUGUUAAGACUCCUUUAGCAGGAAUAUAUACAGGUACAAUGGUGAUUUUGGCAUUCACUUUUUUAACACCAUAUUUUGCGUUCAUCCCAAAGCCUACCUUGUCCGCAGUUAUAAUUUGUGCAGUUAUGUUCAUGGUGGAAGUAACAAUGACUAAGUUGAUUUGGAGAAUCAACAAAAUUGAUUUGGUACCUUUUUUGUUGACGAUUCUCUCUUGUUUAAUUUUGGGAAUUGAAAUAGGUAUUUUAAUUGGAAUCUGCGUCGACAUAAUCAUGGUCUUGUAUUCUGUGGCGAGACCGAAAGUUAUAUUCGAAAAACUUCCGAUAUCAUCCGAGAAGGAAUACUUAAAAAUCACUCCCACUUCGUCGAUAUUUUUUCCAUCCGCUCAAUAUAUCCGCGAAAAUAUCAUUAAGAACAACGUGGAAAUCGGAAGCAACAUCAAUAUGGUUGUGAUCGACUGUCAUAGGAUUAACCGAUUAGAUUUCACGGCAGGAAAAUGUUUGGGUGAUCUGGUAAAAGACUUAAAGGCCAAAGACAAAUUCGUAGUAUUUCUUUUGCCAUCAAAGUCCAUGGAAGCAAUCAUUAAAGUAACAUGCGAUCCUACAAUACCUGUAAUACAUUCCGCUAGUGAAAUUAAAGAUUUAAUUGAAGACAAAACUGCGAAACCACUGCAGGGUAUUUUAAAAAAUCAAGAAAAUGCAACAACAAUAUUAUAGAUUAAAUUUAAUUGUAUAUAUUUAGUAAUUUAUUUAAACAUGCUGUGAACAAAAUAAACAAUAAUUUAAUAAAAGU
Messenger RNA from Aethina tumida (small hive beetle), 2942 nucleotides. RefSeq names its product sodium-independent sulfate anion transporter-like. Gene Ontology annotation, biological process: transmembrane transport. The record is from RefSeq and is a predicted model, not a curated record. NCBI's taxonomy places the organism in Eukaryota, Metazoa, Arthropoda, Insecta, Coleoptera, Nitidulidae. Gene Ontology annotation, molecular function: sulfate transmembrane transporter activity. Bases 1085 to 2866 code for a protein of 593 amino acids. Gene Ontology annotation, cellular component: membrane. The transcript has 9 exons.